AUGCAGCGCAGCCCACUCAAGACUAUCUUCCUCGCGACCUUCCUUCUCCUCGUCUCGCUCGCCCCCGUUCCGCACGCCGCUAGUGCCUCACGCGGCCCGUUCGUGCGAUCUCGCGGUCGAGACGCCGACAGCUGGCAGCGCGUAUUUGACAGGGACGAUCUCAGCGACAGGGAUGCGCGAUUCGUUUCAUUAGACGGAUCGGAUGUGACGAGAAGAAGCAGAGGAGGUGAAGCGAUUGCGCGCAGUGCGGAUGCGACGGAGACAGCUGAGGCGUGGAGGUCGCCGCAAGACCCGCUAGCAACAACGUCGCACGCAAGCGAGCGGCGCGCGGACGCGCUAUUAUCGCGGAUGGAUGCGAGGGAGCCGUCGCGGCGGCGCGGUCUGAGCAUGUCGUUCCUGCCGCGGCACCACCCUCGGCGCGCGCCCGGCACGUGCUGGAGCCGAACCGAGGCGAAGAUGUACUGGACGGUGCGCGGGGGCGGGGUGUGGGGGACGCCCAGUCCCCUCUCACUCCCUAUCCCUCACGCCAACCCCUCCGCUUCCCAACGCUCUCCUCACACUACGCUCUUCCUUCAAAACCCAUCGCUCGCUCUUUCUACAUCUGCCUCUUUCCUCUCCCCUCCCCUCCCUCACAUAUCGCGCCACUGUGCGGCCUUACCUGACGUAUCCCCUGGCCGCAAUCACCUCUCCAGAGUCCAGAGCCACCCUGUGACACGGGUCCCUCUCUCGCCGUCUGCAUUGACACCAAGCCACGAGUUUCCCUCCGCUGCCCUGCGCUCUACUUGGACUCUCGUGCCCUGCCCUCCUAAACCCUUCCUUCUCGCUCGUGUGCCCCUCUCAUCCCUCUCAUCCCUCUCCUCCAAGCCUCUCUCCGCUUCCCUUUCAAACACCCUGUCCCAUCCCAAUUUAACCUUCCCCUCAUCACCCACUCGCCACCCGUCUCCCAUCAAUCUCCGUCCGUCUCGCCCUUACCCCUCCCCCCUCCCCCUUUCUCCCUCGCUGCAUAGCCUUCCUGCCCCGUUUCUCCCUCACUACACGCGCUCGCUCACAGUGCGCCACCCACCCACCACGCUGUGCCAUGACCCCCUCCACUCCCGCUCCUGCCCCACUCGCCCUCUGCUCUGGCCAACCAUGCUUCCUCUGCUCUCCUUCCCGCCACCUCGAUCCCCUCUUGCCCCCCUCUCCCCCUCCUGCGCUGCCCCUCGCCCCUCCCCCUCUUGUGCGGGCAGGCGGGGAAGACACGCACAGAGCACGGAGCACGGAGUCACUAUUGACAAUUCUCACAAGUGA
This is a messenger RNA of Closterium sp. Naga37s-1, 1290 nucleotides long. The record is from the annotation of a GenBank genome assembly. NCBI's taxonomy places the organism in Eukaryota, Viridiplantae, Streptophyta, Zygnematophyceae, Desmidiales, Closteriaceae.